UUCUUCCUACCGAUUUUGUCCUUGAAUCUAUGGAAUUUCAAGCACACUGUUUGACGAUUUCGUCUUUUUCGGCUCGGCAACACUGCUAGAAGGUGAUACAUACAGAACAAUAAAGUUUUGUCGUUUUGUAGCGUGUGUCUGUAGCCAUACUCUACGAUUUGUGAAAUCAAAAUUUACCUGUCUUUUUUAUGAAUGACAAACAACAUCAAAAUAAACAAUUUCUCAUUAGUUGUCAGAUAAUUGAUAAAUUUAUUAUACAACUGCCACUCGUGGUAAAAUAAAGAAAUGGACUGAUUUAUAUACAAAGAAACUAAAUUUCGCGUAAAAAUGUGAGAAAAUGGUCUAUAAUCCACAAUGGCUGAGGAUAAGUUAUUUGUGUCUUUUGCAUGCCAACGAUGUUCACAAAAUCUUCGACUAGACGAAUCACUACAUUCUUUCAGUGAGCAUACAUCAGCUGAGCUCAACUUACCAAUACAUUCCAAUCCAGAUGUUGAUCUUGAAUCACAGGCCACUAGCUUUGAUCACUAUGUGCCACCAUGUAGACUGUCAGAUUCUGUAAAUGGUGCAAAUGGAUUCAUGUUGAUCUCUGAUGAAAAUGAAGUGGAUCUGCUUAGUCACCAGUUCAAGGUCAAAGCUGCUCUUUUCGAUACCCUUUCAGGGAAUUCCAACAUAGAUCAUCCUUUAUGUGAUGAAUGUACAGAUAAUUUGAUAGAAAUGUUAGACCAGCAGCUGAGGAUCACACAAGAAGAUUAUGAUGAUUACAAUAAAUAUUAUAAAAUGUUACAGAAUGAAAAAGAUGAACCAAAGCUAAAUGAAUUAGAGAAAGAGCUGAACGACCUGAAGGCAGAAGAGGAAAGGUACUUGAGUGAAUUGGAUGCACUUUGUAAAGAAGAGGAGGAAAUGCGAAAAGCCAUAGAUGAACAGGAGGCCAUAUCAAAAAAAAUCGCCCAGGAGGAGGAACGAUAUUGGAAGGAAUAUGCGCGGCAUAGGAGGGAUUUCUUGAUGCUUGAAGAGGAGGGCAGAAGCAUGGAAUGCCAGCUGAACCACGCGAACGCCCAACUGGACCGUCUGCAACGAACCAACGUAUUCAAUGCAACUUUCCACAUUUGGCACAUGGGUCAUUUCGGUACCAUCAAUAAUUUUCGUCUGGGCAGACUGCCGUCUGCACCGGUAGAUUGGUCGGAAAUCAACGCUGCCUGGGGCCAAACUGCCCUGCUUCUGUCAGCACUUGCCAGGAAGAUCGACCUGAUAUUCAAGCGGUACAAACUGGUGCCGUUCGGAAACCAUUCACAUAUUGUUUCUUUAGAUGAAGAUAAAGAGUUGCCCCUGUAUGGUUCUGGAGGUUUUAAGUUCAUGUGGGACACAAAGUUUGACAGUGGCAUGGUAGCCUUCUUAGAUUGCCUGCAGCAGUUCCAAGAAAAGGUUGAGAAGCUUGAAAAAGGAAAUCAGGCAUUCUGUUUCCCAUAUAGAACUAAUAAAGGCAAAAUUGAAGACAAGGAUGCAAGCUACUCUAUCAAAAUCCAAUUGAACUCCGAGGAACAGUGGACUAAGGCUCUGAAAUUCAUGUUAACAAACUUGAAAUGGGGCCUAACAUGGGUAUCAUCGCAGUUUAAUAGCGAUGGAGAAGAAAUACUAUCAUCAUCAGACAAUUAGCCCUAAUUUAUUUAUGUUUAAAAGGAACGUUGACGUUCUUUUUACAAAAUGUAAAAGUAAUCAAUUUUAUGCAAUAUGAAUACUAAAAAGUCAUUUAAAUAUUAAAUAUAUUUAAAUAUAAACUAUUUUUGUUAUCCAAUUAUCAGACUGAUUUCUUGUACAUAUUAAAGUUUGUCC
Molecule: messenger RNA, 1830 nt
Organism: Acanthoscelides obtectus
Lineage: Eukaryota; Metazoa; Arthropoda; Insecta; Coleoptera; Chrysomelidae
Source: the annotation of a GenBank genome assembly